UCCCUGAGGUCUGUCCUGGGGAGACACUGCUGCUCCGGGGGGCUGACCUGGCGGGGAGUGGCAGCGCGCUCAGCUCCAGCACCGCUUUGUGCGCGCAGCCGCUGGCGCCUCUGCUCCCGGGUCUGCCCCCCGGGACACCCCCAGCCCCGCCCCAGUCAUGCAGCUCUACCUGCUUCUCCACUGUGGACCUUUGGGAAGCAGCCGCCCACCCCGGGGGCUCGGGCCCUGACCCUGCCAGGCAGCCGUUUGGUUCCACCCGGGGCCCACUCGCGCCCCUCGCGCCCGCUGGGGCCCCGGGCUCCGAAGUUGCGGGGACCAGCGCGAAUUGGAAAGUUUGCUCGAGGGCAGCUGCAGGCUCGGAGCCGGGGGACAGGCUUUGCCCUCGGAGCCCGAGAGGGCCAGCGACCAAAACCUUGUACAGCUGAGCUUGACCAUGGUGCACCCAGAUUCUCCUCAGAAGUGAGACUUUCCAAAGGACCAAUGACUCUGUUCCCUGUGCCUAUUCAUUUUUUCCUACUCUUUAGCUAUGUCUCGAUCCCGCCAUGCGAGGCCGUCCAGAUUAGUCAAGAGGGAAGAUGUAAACAAAAAGAAAAACAGUCCCCUGAAGAAGACAGCCAAGCCAGCCAACAAAAAUGUGGCAUCAGUCAAGACUGUAAGCCCUGGAAAAUUAAAGCAAUUAAUUCAAGAAAGAGAUGUUAAGAAAAAAACGGAACACAAACCCCUUGUGCCGGUCAGAAGCCUUCUGACAAGAGCUGGAGCAGCACGAAUGAAUUUGGAUAGGACUGAGGUUCUUUUUCAGAACCCAGAGUCCUUAACUUGCAAUGGGUUUACAAUGGCUCUCCGAAGCACCUCUCUUAGCAGGCGACUCUCCCAGCCUCCAGUGGUCAUAACCAAAGCCAAGAAAGUUCCACCUCCUAAGAAUUUAGAAAAGCAACAUGAGUAUGAUUGUAAGGCAGUUACUAACAUGGCAAUAAAGUACUCAGAAAACAAUCCAGCCCCAGUGCAAGACCCCCUGAUCCCUCCUGACAUAGAGAAUCUAAUUGGCACACAAAAUCCAUCUUUAAUUAAAGGUGGGAGCCAAGAGCAAACUCAGUCUUGGUCCCAAAAGGCAGAGGAUCCCAAAAUAAGUAUUUCUACUCACAAUGGCCCUUCUGCAGAGAUCCUUUCUGGGUCCUUGGAAGGUACGCGUGGUGGUAAAGGACUAUUCUCUAAAGAGACAUUGAAUGAUAUCAGCGAUUCCCUUAGAAUAUUUGCUCAGGACACUCUCUGUGCUCCUUUGCUCCAAAGAGCAGCCUUCAAGGUUACCUCUGAAGGAAACCCCAACAUUCAGUUAGAAGAUUUGGGUUCACGAGUAGAAUCUCUUAAGCUAUCCGAUUCUUACCUGGAUCCCAACAAAAGAGAGUAUGAUUGCUGCCCCACCUCCAGCUUUAAUAAGGUUAUACCUGAAUUGGACCUUAGAAACUGUUUGUCUAUUGGUGGACCCAUAUAUUCUACCUCAUUAAUGAAACUCCUCUUGGGAGGCUCAGAACAACAAACUCUUGGUGCUAAACCAGAUCAAGAGGUACUCAAAGCUACCCCAGAUAAGGAACGUCCUGAUACUUUCCCUGUCCUAGGACAGGCCUUUAGUGCUGUCCCACAGCAAUGGAAAGUUCAUGGUGCUAACCCAGUUCAUGGAGAGGCUCUGGGUGAGACCCCAGACUCAUCAGAAGUUCCUGGUGCUCUUCCAGUCCAAGCCGAGGUCUUUGGUGCUAUCCUGGAUCAACAAAUCCUUGGUAUGGGUGCUGGUACUGCCUCAGAUCCACCUAUCUUUCCUCCUGCUCCUCUAAACCCAACUGUUACCUAUAAUGCUCUUCCAGAAUGGCCUGAGGCCCAGAGCACUGUUUCACAUGGGCUUGAGGUCCAGGGCCCUAUGCAGAUUUUGCCUUUGGGCUUAGAUCACAUUCCUCAACUAUCAUCCAAUUCAGAGAUAAGUUCUGUACCUCCAGUAAUGGCUCUAAGCAAUACUGAAAAUGAGAAGCAGGUUCAUAGGUGCUUUCUGCCAGCUAACACCCAAGGGUUCACAUUAGCCCCUGCGAGAGGAUUCUAUCAUGCUUCACAGGACAUUACUCAACUCUCCCUGGUGGGUCCCAGCAAAUCAGGAGGAGGGAGCUCACAGAUUAGCAUGGCCAGCAUGGUUGACAACACCACAGUGGUGUCUAGGCCAGUGUCACUUGCUAGUACCUCUUCUUCCUAUACAACUUUGCUACCUACUUUGGAAAAGAAGAAACGAAAGCGAUGUGGGGUCUGUGAACCCUGCCAGCAGAAGACUAACUGUGGUGAAUGUACUUACUGCAAGAACAGAAAGAACAGCCAUCAGAUCUGUAAGAAGAGGAAAUGUGAGGAACUGAAAAAGAAACCAUCUGUCAUUGUGCCUUUGGAGGUUAUAAAGGAAAACAAGAGGCCCCAGAGGGAAAAGAAGCCCAAAGUUUUAAAGGCAGAUUUUGACAGCAAACCAGUAAAUGGCCCCAAGUCAGAAUCCAUGGAAUACAGUAGAUGUGGUCAUGGGGAAGAACAAAGAUUGGAAUUGAACCCACAUCCUCUUGAAAAUGUAACUAAACAUGAAGAAAGUAUGACAGGUAUUGAGGUAGAGAAGUGGACACAAAACAAGAAAUUGCAUUUAACUGGUCAUGUCAAAGAAGAGUUUAAGGCAAUUGUGACAGAAGCUGAAAAAUUGAGAAACUCUGAAGAUGACAGGAAAAAAGUCCUGAUUACUGACCUCCUCCAACCUCAAAAAUUGUUUGCACAAACUGUAAGAAAUGGCAUUAAAAAUGUACAUUAUUUACCAACUGAAACAAAUAUGUCUUUUAAAAAAUUCAGUAUUGAAGAAUUUGGCAAAACACUUGAAAACAAUUCCUAUAAAUUCCUGAAAGACACUGCAAACCAUGACAAUGACAUGAGCUCCAUUGCAACGAGUACAAGCUGUGAUCAUCUCAAGGGAAGAAAUGUUUUAGUCUUCCAGAAGCCUGGCUUUAACUGCAAGUCUUUUCCAGAUCCUGCAAACUUCAACUUAAAUAAUCACUCUAGUACACACAAUGAAAGUAGUCAACCAAAAUCUCUAGAAAAUAGACCAAGUAAAGAACCAAAAGAUGGAUCUCCAGUUCAAACAAGUCUUUUAUCCCUAAUGAAAGAUAGAAGAUUAACACUGGAACAGGUGGUGGCCAUAGAAGCUCUGACUCAGCUGUCAGAAGCCCCGUCGGAAAAUUCCUCACCGUCAAAGUCAGAGAAGGAUGAAGAAACAGAACAGAGAACAGCCAGUUUGCUAAAUAGCUGUAAAGCUCUCCUCUAUUCUGUAAGAAAAGACCUCCAAGACCCAAAUUUACAAGGGGAGCCACAAAGCCAUCAUCAUUGCCCAUCUUUGGAAAAGCAAAGUUCAUGCAACACAGUGGUGUUCAACGGCCAAAAUAUAAUUUCCAAGUCACACAAUAGCCCCGUCACUAACCAAGCAUCCACAAAGCCCCAGGAAUAUUCAAAAGUCACAAAUUCAGUAUCUCUUUUUAUGCCAAAUUCAAAUUCAUCUAAAAUCGACACCAUUUCCCAAGGUGGAAUUACUCUUGACAGUUGUUCCAAGAAUUUGCAACACUUGCCACCAAGUAAAAAAGUAGGGCAUUGUAACCAGUCACUGGACAGCAGUGAAAAGUUGGGCUCAAAGAAUGAUCCAUCAUGUCAAGAUACAGUUCAUAGUAAAAUAGAAGAGGAUGUUGCAACACAGUUAACACAACUUGCAUCAAUAAUUAAAUUCAAUUAUAUAAAACAAGAGGACAAAAAAGCUGAAAAUACACCAACAAGCCUUGUUGCAUAUAAUGUACAGCAAAAAAGUAGUCAGGAGAAGGGCUCAUUACAACAGAAACCACCUUCCAGUGUGCAAAAUAACCACGGCUCAUCAUUAGCAAAGCAAAAGAACACAAUUCAGAAAAAGACAAAACCUACUCCAUCAAGAGAUCGGCGAAAAAAGAAGCCUGCAGUAAUAAAUUGUCGAGAAAAUGACCAGAAAAAGCAGGAACAGUUGUCAUAUGAGUAUAGUAAGUUACAUGACAUUUGGAUAGCAUCUAAAUUUCAACGAUUUGGUCAAUUUGGUCCACAUGAGUUUCCCAUUCUGUUGGGAAAAAUUCCUCCCCUUACCAAAGUAUGGAAGCCACUGACUCAAAGGAGUUCAGCAUUAGAACACAAAAAAUUUUUUCCUCCACUCACUCAGAUAAAAUUUGAGCGAUAUUAUCCUGAAUUAGCACGGGAAAAAAUGAUCAAGGUUGAACCAUUGGAUUCUCUCCCCAUAUCCCAGUUCAAAACAGAAUCCAAUGGGCAGGCGUUUACAGGAAAAGUUUGUAAUUCUCAGGUACAGUCAACAGUGAAUGUCAAUCAGAAAGCUAAUCCUUUACUCCAGCCUUCCUCUCCAACUAACCAGUGUGCUAAUAUAAUGUCUGGCAAUGAUCAAACACAAUUCCAGCAGGAUGUUAAAGACCAUCUCCUGCAUCAGAGCCUGCCCACAUUGCCUGGUAUCUCUCAAGAGACCCCUUUACCAGACCCAGGACCAAUCCUCAGGAAUGUAAAUGUAGCGUGUUCAGGUGGAAUUACAGUGGUUUCUACCAAAAGUGAAGAGGAUGUCUGUUCAUCAAAUGUUGGAGCAUCAGAAUUUUCCCCAGUAGACAGUGCACAGAAAAAUUUUAACGAUUAUGCCAUGCACUUCUUUACUAAUCCUACCAAAAACCUGGUGUCCACAACAAAAGAUUCUGAACUACCGACCUGCAACUGUCUUGAUCGAGUUAUACAAAAAGACAAAGGCCCAUAUUAUACACACCUUGGGGCAGGACCAAGUGUUGCUGCUGUCAGGGAAAUCAUGGAGAAUAGGUAUGGUCAAAAAGGAAAUGCAAUAAGGAUAGAAAUAGUAGUGUAUACGGGAAAAGAAGGAAAAAGCUCUCAUGGGUGUCCAAUUGCUAAAUGGGUUUUGAGAAGAAGCAGCCAUGAAGAGAAGGUUCUUUGUUUGGUUCGGCAGCGCACAGGCCAUCGCUGCCCAACAGCUGUGAUGGUGGUGCUCAUCAUGGUGUGGGAUGGCAUUCCUCUCCCAACGGCUGACAGACUGUACACAGAGCUUACCGAAAAUCUGAAGUCGUACAACGGUCACCCCACAGACCGAAGAUGCACUCUCAAUGAAAAUCGUACCUGUACAUGCCAAGGAAUUGAUCCAGAAACUUGCGGAGCUUCAUUCUCUUUUGGCUGUUCAUGGAGUAUGUAUUUCAAUGGCUGCAAAUUUGGUAGAAGCCCAAGCCCUAGAAGAUUUAGAAUUGAUCCAAGCUCUCCUUUACAUAACUACUAUGAGAGAAUUACUAAAGGACGUAAUCCAGAAAGAAGAUAUAUGAAACCGGAACCAAUCUGUCCGGGACACGAGGCCAUGGAAAAAAACCUUGAGGAUAAUUUGCAGAGUUUGGCUACACGGUUAGCUCCAAUUUAUAAGCAGUAUGCUCCAGUUGCUUACCAAAACCAGGUGGAAUAUGAGCAUGUUGCUCGAGAAUGUCGGCUUGGCAGCAAAGAAGGUCGUCCAUUCUCUGGGGUCACUGCUUGCCUAGACUUCUGUGCCCAUCCCCACAGGGACAUUCACAACAUGAAUAAUGGAAGCACUGUGGUUUGUACGUUAACACGAGAAGAUAACCGUUCAUUGGGUGUCAUUCCUCAAGAGGAGCAGCUGCAUGUGCUGCCUCUUUAUAAACUUUCAGAUACAGAUGAGUUUGGCUCAAGGGAAGGAAUGGAAGCUAAGGUACAAUCUGGGGCCAUUGAGGUCCUUGCACCCCACCGCAAAAAAAGAACACGUUUUACGCAGCCAGUUCCUCGUUCUGGGAAGAAGAGAGCAGCAAUGAUGACAGAGGUUCUCGCCCAUAAGAUAAGGGCCGUAGAGAAGAAAUUUAUUCCCCGAAUCAAGAGGAAGAAUGAUUCAACCACAAACAACAGUAAGACUUCAUCGUUGCCGCUUUUAGGGAAUAAAACCGAGACUUUGCAACCUGACAUAAAAAGUGAAACUGAACCCCAUUUCAUCUUCAAAGGUUCGGACACUAAAACCUACUCACUCACCCCAUGCAUUCCUCACCCAGUCAAAGAGGCAAACUUUUCUCCAGGCUUCUCCUGGUCCCCCAAGACUGCUUCGGCCACAACAACUCCUUUUAAGACCGAUGCGUCAGUUCCGUACGGGUUUUCAGAAAGAAGUAGCAGCCCCACCUGCACAAUGCCUUCUGCAAGACACAGUGGUGCUAGUGCAGCCGCUGGGCAGUGCCCUGGAACUGCACCGUCUGGGGGAGUGGUUCCUCUUUCCUCCUUGUCUUCUCCCCUUGCCAAUUCCCUGGUUUAUUAUGAGCCCCCCACUGGUCCAUCUGAGCAGCUAACUUCGCAUCUGCCAAACCAGCAGCCCCCAUUCAUCACCUCUCCUCCUGAACUUGCUUCCUCUCUGGUGGAAGAAGAAGAGCAGCAUUCUGAAGCAGAUGAGCCUCUCUCAGACGACCCGCUCUCAGACGACCCCUUGUCACCUGCUGAGGAGAAGUUACCCCACAUCGAUGAGUAUUGGUCAGACAGUGAGCACAUCUUCUUGGAUGCCAAUAUUGGGGGGGUGGCGAUAGCACCUGCUCACGGCUCCGUUUUGAUUGAGUGCGCCCGGCGAGAGUUGCACGCUACGACCCCUGUUGAACACCCAAACCGGAAUCAUCCUACGCGCCUCUCCCUUGUCUUCUACCAGCACAAAAACCUGAAUAAGCCCCAACACGGUUUUGAACUAAACAAGAUUAAGUUUGAGGCUAAAGAAGCUAAGAAUAAGAAAACUAAGGCCUCAGAGCAGAAAGACCAGGCAGCUAAUGAGAGUCCUGAACUGUACCCUGAAGUUAAUGAAUUGAACCAAAUUCCUUCUCAUAAAGCAUUAACAUUAACCCAUGACAAUGUUGUCACCGUGUCCCCUUAUGCUCUCACACAUGUUGCAGGGCCCUAUAACCAUUGGGUCUGAAGGCUUUUCUCCCCUUCUUAAUGCCUCUGCUUUGCGCAGUGUAUUUUUUCAAGGUGCUGUUAAAAGGAAGUUAUGUUGUCGUUUACUAUAGCUUCAUCUCACCCGUUUGAAGGCCGAGGUUAAAAAAAAAAAAUUGGGGUGGGUAUUUCUUAACUGUGACUAUUUUGACAAUUGAUAGAAGGUGCACAUUUUAAGCAAAAAUAAAAGUUUUAUAGUUUUAAAUACAUAAAGAAAUGUUUUGGUUAGGUGUUAACCUUGAUAGAAUCACUCAGUUGGUGCUUUAAAUUAAGUCUGUUUACUAUGAAACAAGAGUCAUUUUUAGAGGAUUUUAACAGGUUAAUGUGUUAUGAUGUAAAAUCAAGAUGCAGUGUUAACUCUACACAGCUCCUGGUGCUUAACCACACUGACACAAUUAAAAAUAAGCUGAAUUAUUAUUUCAUGGUGCCAUUGUUCCAGCAUCUUCCAAUCAUUGCUACAGAAUUGGCAUAUUCCUUUGAAAUAAACCAAUGAAAUCUUCUUUCUUUUAAUAUAUCUCUCCUGUAUAAAGUAAUUCAUUAUUGUUAAUAAUGGUUGGAGGCUGUUCAUAAGUUGUAAAUAUAUAUUUUAAAAGCACUUUCUAUUUUUAAAAGUAACUUGAAAUAGUAUAGUAUAAGAAUCCUAUUGUCUAUUGUUUGUGCAUAUUUGCAUACAAGAGAAAUCAUUUAUUCUUGCUGUGUAGAGUUCCAUCUUGUUAACUGCAAUAUGUAUUCAAAUCAUGUAUAUGGUUUUUUUUAAUGUGUCCUCUCAUUCAAAUAUUAGUUACCUAUAUAAAAUAGUUAGAUUGUGCAAAAUGUGUUAAUUAUCUCUAAAUCAGAAUUAGAAAGCAUAUCACCAAUACUGAUUAACAUUUCCUUUGGAACUUAGUAACAGUGGUCUCUUCUGAUUUACUGAGUAACAGUGGCCCCAACUUACUUUCAUCCCAGCUUUCUUAAUAUAACUCUUGAAAGGGUUUGUCAAAGGAGAGGGACAUAAUAAGAUUCAGAAGAGUCAAAUGCUUCUAAAGUCUCAAGGUGAUAAAAUACAAAAAUUAAGUAGCAAGAACCCCACCCAUCCCAAAUUGCCUUAUUUGUUCUGAAAUCCAUUCUGGUACAGAAUAAGAAUAAAAUUCCUAUAGAAAUUUUUUGAAGAAAAUUCCCUAGCAUCGUCACACCCCCACACACCACGCAUGAACAGUAGGAGUGGUAUUAUGAGUAUGGUUUUGUCCAUUAAGAGCCAAUCUAAAGUAGUUUAUCUAAGUGUUUUAGUUUUGGGGAAGUGUAGCUCAUCUUCUCUGAUAAUUGCCUAGGUAACAGGAAAAUAAGCAUUCUUUUUAUUUUAGUCUUCCCAUUAUUUUUUUCCCAUUAAUUGUAUUGACUUACACCAAAACGAAAGGGAUUGCCCAAAUAAAAUGUUUAGAACAAGAAGAAAUUUCAAUUAAAUACUUGAUUCCUGUAAAAUGCAAAGGUGCUAUAACAUUCGAAGUGUCAGAUUCCUUGGGAGCGUGGAAAACCUAAUGGUGCUUCUCCCUUGGAAAUGCCAUAGGAAGCACACAACCGCUAACACUCAUGAUCAUGGUGCAAAAGCAAAUGGUUCUAGCAAGCUCUCUAAAGGAAAACUCAUUGUAACUAAUAUUAAAAUAAUAUAUGGUGCAAAGUAUCAGUUUCAAGCUUUUGACUAAUCCAAGUAAAGGAAUAUGAAGGGAUUGUAAAUAACAAAUGUGCAUUGAUAGACCAUCUUCUUGUACAAGUAGAUUUCUGCUAAAUAUGUAAAGUAGGGUAAUUCAUUGACUUGUUUUAGUAUUUUGUGUGCCUUAGAUUUCCAUUUUAAAACAUGUAUAUUUUUGUGAGCCUAAGGUUUCUUAACACAUAUAAGUAUAUAAAUAAGUGACUGUUUAUUGUUUCGGCUGCUUCAAUAAGAUAUUUACUAGUACUAGACUAUCAGGAAUACACCCUUGUGAUAUUUCUAGAGUUUAGGCCUUAGCUCCCACUAGAAAUUAUUUCUUUACCAGGUUUAAUGGGUAAAGUUUUGACCCUUUAUCCAUCCACCCAUCUGUCCAUUCUUCCAUUCUAUACUUAAUUGAAUGUCUCCAAAAUUUAAGUAUUAGCUUUUGUUGUUCUUUGAAUCACCACCAAUGACAUAACAAACUCGAAGAAUUAAAAUCCUAAAGGGUACUCUUUUUGAAAAAUAGAUUUUUCAAAGAAAUACAGCAAAUUUCCUUCACUACAAUCUCUUGUGAUACAUCUGCAGUAAUUCAGAUCAGGCUGUCACUAACUUUUAAGUAAGUUCCCUAGCAGUCUAAACUUGAAGCACCAAUGUUAACUUAGGGGAAUGUUGGAAUUUGUGAAGUUAGUUGCAGUUUACCAAAAGAAGUCUGUGAAAAUAGCCAGUCUCAACUACAAAGUUUCCAUUACUUUAUAAUUCACACCAUCAAUGGCCUGCCUCAAGUGAUAAUCCCAUGGUGGAAUCACAUGAGUCCUACCUUGUUGGAUUCUAUUUCAUAAAGUUUAACAGUUUACCAUCCCAUUGUCUUGUCCUGUAAAUUUUUUAAAAAUAUGCUUAUUCAAUGUUCUGCAGCAUUGUGAUUGUAUGCUGGCUACAUGAAGCAAGGAAAUAAAUUUGUUUGAAAUGACAUUUCACUUAGAAAACUGGUCAUCUAACAUUAUUUCUACAUCUCUAAUACAUUUUAUUAUAAGGAUCUUUUGUUUUACCUCCUUUAAAGCACUCAAAUUGGGUUUUCAGUCUUCUGCCUUUGUUUAUGGUAUAAUAAUAGAAUUCACUGAUACAUGAUUUCUAGGUUAGCCCAACCUGUUCAUAAUAUGUUAACAAAUUUAUCAACCACUGAGAGAAUAACUCCUGCAUGUUGUAGAAUCCUACAAAAUAUGCAGCCCUUUCAAAUCCCAUUUCUAAUGUCUCGUAGGACAGUGUUGAAAUUUUUUUUCUUGUGCUCGUCAUUCUCACCUAUAUCUAUCCAACUUAUCUAAAAGGUACCAAAUACAUUAUGUCAUAAACCUAAUUGAAAUAUGUUACUGGAAAGUUAGCCUAGCUGAAAAUGUAUAGCUGUAGGUAAAGUUUUGCAACAUGUUAGCACAAUGUUUGCAUCUUAACCUUCCAACAUCUUUAUUACACAAUCUGCAUGUGGAUGAAAUAAUUUCAUUUGUUAAAUACAGAAUUUCAACUAGAUGAGAUCCACAAGCACAUUUCUUGAAACAUAACCCCAUUACAUACUUAAUUGAAUGCAUACCCUUCUGUAAAUGAAAUACCAAUUUAAUUCCUAUGAAGCAACCUACUUUCUAAUGUUCUUGCUUCAGUGGACUCCUAAUGAUAAUCAUUUAUUUCACAAUAGCAUGUAUGAAAAUAACCCCCAAGGAUUUAAUGCUUAGUCUUUUUAAAACAAAUUGUAGUGAGAUCUUUUAUCUGGGAGAAAGUUUUGACACUGCAUGACAACUUCCACCAAUAGUGGGCAUAGCAUUACCUUUGAAUAUGCCACAUAAAUCGGUGGUUUUAUGUGACCUUCAAUAAUAUAUAGCUAUCCUCUGUUUCACAACUUCUAGAUGCAUGGAAAUUUUUUUGUCUAGUUUUAAUGCAGCUGAGUUGUGAACUUUUGUAGAAAUUUAUGAUGAGAAUUGUGAAAGUAAUAUGGCAUGGCCUCACAGCACUGGAAGACACCUUAGAAUCAUUGAGUUCAAUCACCAGGGCCCGUAAAAUAGAUGUCAAUGUCAGUGUCUGAUUGCAUUUGUAAUUAGAAUGUAAAGUCAAAGGAAGGCCACUUUGUGCUUAGGAGGAUUAUAGGGGAAAAACCUUGAUCUGCUCAUCCACAGGGUAUUUUAUCACUGGGAAAUAAUCCUAUUUUGGUACAAGGCAAAAAUAAAAUGUCUUUGGGUUUUUAUCUGAGUGGUUCAGGGAAAGUUAAGUUAAAUAGGAUCAAGAUUCCCCUGGCAGUUUCCUGGGCCUUGUGUAAGAAAUCUGGCUGACGUUUACCUAUGAAGCUGUCUUGUUUACUCAUCCUGUAAGAUGUGGCAAAAGUUUUAUUUGCUAUUUCAGUAAACAAAUAUCACAUACUUACACAAGGCUUUUAUUUCCUCUGUAACAAGGGUUAAAUGUAUGUAAGGAAUUACAAAAGAUUGAAUGGUAGAAAUAAUUGAGGAAAGUAUAUUUCCAUUGUAUAUACUACCUAGCCAUGGUUGUACAGUCUAUAUUCAUUCCUCUUGCCAAGCUGGCCUGCCAGUUAAGUCCCAGCAUAGCUUAUUUUGACAUGGCUGUUUGCUUGUAUUAGAAUACUGUAUUACUGGGCACAGCUUCUAAACUUGCCCAUAAACCUAUUGAACUCAUAACUUCAAUAUCAGUAGUAUGGCACACUUAACCAAGUGGUAUAAUCAUUAUCCUGAUUCCUGAAGGAGUCUGGAUUUAUCCAAAUUUAUCCAAAUCAAAUUGUGCUCCAUGUUGAGCUCUCUUUUAACAGGUUGAAAAAAUGAUGCCAUCCAUGGGUCUGGAAUGCAAUUCAGAAAGAAUCAGUAUGUCCUUUGUUAGAAGCUCUAUUUGUGUAUUUUCUUAGAAUAUAUUGAGAUUUAUUAACUACUUUUUGCUUUUUUCUCUUGUGUAUAAACUAGAAACUAAGUUCCUCUGUUAAUUUUGGUUAGGGUGGAACUGGCAUUUUACAGGACAUCACUCUUUGUCCACAUUGAAUUCUACAAACUUUAAUUCUCAGCAUUCCAGUAUUUGGAUGACUUGUUUGAUCCCUGUUUCUGCUGGGCACCCAAUCAAAUACCACUGUUUGCUUCAAAAGGCAUGUAUUUUAUUCCUUCAAGUAAUCCAAAUGUAUGCCUUAUUUUGCCACAAGUCCAACACUUAUCUUUUCCUUUGAUGGCUGUGCUCCUUUCCAAUCCCUGCUUUGACAUCGUGAUCCUGCCUGAAUUACAGAUUUUCUUCUAGUUUGUUCAGCUAUUGGGUCCCCAAAAUUAAAAUAAAACUUAGUCUAAGGUAAGAACGUUAUUACUGGAUGUUAAACAUGAAUUGAUUUAGCCCAUUCGUGUUUGAGUGCAACUUUGGAAACUUGAUUAACAAUGUAAACCUAGUUUUCCUAAAAAGAGAAAUUUUGCCCUUAGCAGCUGUUAUGAAAAGCAUCCUCUCUUGUCAUACUCAUCAGAAAAAAGUCUUGCAGCUGUCAGAAACAUUUUCAUUCUUGGACAAAAAGUACUGGAAAAUAAUCUGGUUUCUUCCCCAUUUGGCUGAGUAUAAACUUACAGUCUUCGAACAGAAUCUGUUACUUGUUUUCUUUUCUCAUUUUACUGAAGAUACAAUGUCACUAAGUGUAUUUUCAUCCUUUUUACAGUUUUUAUCCUUUCCUCUGAUUUUCUUUAAAACUCCAUUGCUUUCUCUUCCUUCUGUACUGUUUCCAUUCCCUAUGUUCCCUACACACAGACAUUUUGUUCAUUUUAUCCAUUCCCUAUGUUCCCUACACACAGACAUUUGGUUCAUUUUAAGAAUAAGAGUGAUCUCGAUCAAGCUGUCUUUUAAGAUCAUGUUUCUCAAAUCCUCUUUAGGAUAAUACCAAAAAGAAUCAAGAGCUUUUAUUCAGCCCUUUUCAAUUAGGGGCCAAUUUGGUUUUUGAGAAUAGGUCGGGGUCACAAGAACACAGGUUAGCAUCCAGUGCUGUCUUUACCAAUCUCAACAGUGUUUGACACUCAACUCAUUUACUAGUGUUUGAGUAUUUUAUAAAAAAUUGUAUAAAAAGUUAAAUAUUCUAGCACUAUUUCUGUAUGGCUUUGCUAUUUCUUGAUAAUGCAUCAUACUAAUUAUAAAUUAUCUGACCAGUGACUCAGAACCAGAAACAGGUCUGAUCUAUAACUAGACAGUGGUUUUCUGUGGGGUUUUUGGGGUUUUUGCAUGUUUUCCUCCUUAUCUCCCAAAUUUGUGGAUGGUAUCUAUCUAUUAAUGUCAGCGUAUCCCCUGGAAUUUGGUUGUUGGCAGUGAUAGGAACUGUUCUAUAACCUGGGAGAGAGAAGUUUAAAAAUGGAUUGAAAGUACUUGGAAGAGUUCUUAAAAGAUGAGUUGUCAGUCAUCAGAAGCUCUUUUGAGCACAAUAGGGGAAAAUUAAAGGGCAGAAAGGGAGAAAUGUAUUCCUAUCAGCAAUCUGCAACAUCACUGUCAGAUCAACAAAGAAAUAUUUCAUAUUUCACAUUCAAUACUGGGUUCAUCCGAAAAAAGAGCAGUUCAAAAUGAGGAACGAUUUUGAAAGCAAAUACGGUAGUAAGAAAAAUUACCCUGUAAUUAUAAUCCUGUGAAAUGUUUUAUGUUAUCAGACUGCUAACUAUGUGCUACUUUUUCUCCCCAACACUGAGGGUUGGACAGAAAACAUGUUUCCCAUCUUACUCGUGAGGAACCUGCAGAUUGGUGAAAAUGCAAAUUUCUGUUUUCUUGCUGCAAGUCACACAGCAGGUCAUCCCAUCUCAGACUAAAACAUUCAAUAUCUGCCAACUACUAAAUGCAUUUCUACACCAUAUUCUAUGACUUAGUGUUAUUGAGUAGAAAUUUUGCCAGGCCUGAUCUAAGAAUAAUAUAAAGCCUACUUAUUGUAUACAAAACAUACUUCUGAAGUAUUUUGUUUUCACUAUUUAUUUGGCCAACCAUUUUCCUACGCAUACUUUGGAAGGUCUCAAAUUCCCAGGAUUUCUGCAUUAGGACUUAGAUUAAUGAAGUUUUAUUUCUUCCCCUGUAAAAAUCUUUUCUUUAAAUAAAGAAUGUUCCUGUACUGCUAAAACAGAGGAAAACUUCCUAAAUAACCAUUGUUUAAUAAAUAUUAUUUUUAAAAAGACUAAGGUAACCAACUCAUGAUCAAAGUUUAAUGUAUUUGUUAUAUUGAAAUGGAGGUUUCUUGAAGGGAAUGUUCUGGAUAAACUAUUUUAGUUCCUGGGCACUCAUGGUAAAAAAGUAAAAUUGUAGGCAUCUCCAAGAGAUAGUACUAUCUCCCACUUAAUUGAAUUUGUUUUGUUUUUUGUUCCACUUUCCAGCCAUGUAAAAUCUCUGGGUCAAAGGUUAAAUGUAACUUUGCCCAGAGCAAAAAUAAAUGAGAUGUAUUUGUAAAGUUGUUGGUAGUCUCUUUAUAAAGCGGUAGGAUUUUUGGCUAUUCCAUCAGUAUAUUAUGGCUUACAAAUGAAAAACCCAGGCCAAACUGCUCUAAGUAGCCAAAUAAAUUCCACUUUUGAUAAUUCAGUCAGUAACUGCCUAAUCUCACUAAUGCCUAUUUGUGACAUUAUAAAAUGAGUGACGACACAGGACUUCACAAAAACAGUGGUUUAAAAAAAACAAAGAUUAAAUAUUUUUUAUCACUAUGUACGGUCAUAUUUUUUUUAAACUAUUAUGAGAUAACAUUGUGAUAGGUGCUUUAAAAGAAAUAUUUUUCCAGAAAUGGUUUUAUAGUAAAAAUAAUGGGCAGCUUUUGCAUUGUGUCAUAUGAAUGGAUGGUCAUCUUUGGGUUACUAAGAAAUCAUGAAGUGUUCCCUAAAGAGAAAUGGUAAAACUACUUUGCAGAAAGAAAAGCAUUAAUUUCCAGUUUCUUCAUUUUCUCUUAUGCUAUAUGGUGACCUAUCGAGUAGAUUCAUAUGCAUAUCAAUACUUUGGUUUAAAGGAAAAGUCCAAGUGCUUUUCAUUAGCGGGAGUAAAAUACCCAAAUUCUUCAUGGUGAGCUACAGUAGUACUGAAUUCCCAGUAGAGAAAAAUCAACUUCACAAGUUAAUAUUCUUGUCUCUGACUUUUCCUCUCUUUAGAGUGUAUGUACUAUUUAUUUUGUACCUUUGAUUAUUUUGCUUUCGGGGAUUUAUUUUACCUAUUGCAGUCCUACUGUAUUAAAUACCAUACAAUGAAAUAAGUUAGUAAAGAAAAGAUUUUUGAACUCCACAAAUACCCAUUUUUGGUUCUUAACAUAUGGGUAAACAGUUUAAAGAAAAAGCACUUCACCAUGUAGAAGGGAAAGAGAAUCUUAAAAUGUUUAUUUCAAUUCAGGAUCAGCAUGUAGUGCUCUUCAUACAAGGGAACACUAGCAGUACUUGAAGACUUAUGACUUGGAAUUGCAUGUUACUUGAAAGACCUUAUUAAGCUAAAUUUUGGUGCACAGCAGUUGUACAUGAUUUCAUGUUUAUGUAGCAAAAUGCAUUGAAAUGUACUAGUAUUGAAACACAUGUAAAGAUAGUUGUGGAAAUUGUCUUAUAUUUUCCUUGUGUGUCUCAUUUAUUUAGAACAUAAAGUUUCUUUUUUUUAAAUUGUUCUAAUUGAAUUAAGGCUAAAUGAAUACUGUAAUUGAAAUUAUAUUUUAAAUCUUUGUCAUGAGUUUUUAAAAAAACUAUUGCAAAUUGUAUCAUUCCUGAUUACACAGAACUUUGUGGGUGGUUUUAAAUAAAUUUUAUA
Manis pentadactyla (Chinese pangolin) is the source of this 15430-nucleotide messenger RNA. RefSeq names its product tet methylcytosine dioxygenase 1 (gene TET1). Gene Ontology annotation, molecular function: DNA binding; DNA 5-methylcytosine dioxygenase activity; zinc ion binding. The coding region runs from base 527 to 7012 and encodes 2161 amino acids. Gene Ontology annotation, cellular component: nucleus. NCBI's taxonomy places the organism in Eukaryota, Metazoa, Chordata, Mammalia, Pholidota, Manidae. Gene Ontology annotation, biological process: positive regulation of transcription by RNA polymerase II; oxidative demethylation. The transcript is spliced from 13 exons. The record is from RefSeq and is a predicted model, not a curated record.